This is a messenger RNA of Biomphalaria glabrata, 5566 nucleotides long. Its product is annotated as broad substrate specificity ATP-binding cassette transporter ABCG2-like. NCBI's taxonomy places the organism in Eukaryota, Metazoa, Mollusca, Gastropoda, Planorbidae. The record is from RefSeq and is a predicted model, not a curated record. The transcript is spliced from 19 exons. Gene Ontology annotation, cellular component: plasma membrane. Gene Ontology annotation, molecular function: ATP binding; ABC-type transporter activity; ATP hydrolysis activity. The coding region runs from base 420 to 2459 and encodes 679 amino acids.
AUAAUAAAUAGUCAAUAAGUCUAGACUCUAGAUCUAGAUCUAAUUGACCAAUAGGACUUUAUUGUCUUUAUUUAAUUUAUUAUGAAAAAAACAUGUCUUUGAGUCAUGAGUUUGAGUUGACUAUGUAUUCAUCUCGUAUUGUAAUGAAUAGCCACUACUAAAUUAGUAACCAAGAACGAGUUUAAAAAAGUAACUUAACUUUAACUGUAAGUUAGACUAAAGUUACUAGCUGCACUGUGACUAGAGUACUAUUACCCCUAUAGUCAUAGUCCUAUUAUGACCUAUAGUGAGUAUAGUCUAUAGUAUAGUGACAUUAUAGUCACAGUCACAGUGACUUAUCACAGUCACACUUUGAACUUUGACGACUUUGUUGUGUGAUAUUCAGAACAUUAGCGGGCCUACCAAGUCUAAACAAAAUUAUGGAUAGACUACUGAGCCACCAAGACAGCAUUUCAGCCGAAACCAGUAGCCAGGGUGUCCGCGACAACUAUGGCUCCACCUCAGGGCAGGAGUCAGCCAAAGUCAGAGCAGCCAGGCUGUCAAGUGUCACUCACGGCUCCAGCAUACUCUCAUUCCAUGACAUCAACUAUGAAGUAGAUGUGAAGAAAUCAGCCUGCGGCAAAAAAGUCAAGAAACAAAUCUUAAAAGAUGUUAAUGGCAUUUUUCGACCAGGUAUGAAUGCAAUUCUUGGUCCAACUGGCAGUGGCAAGUCUUCGCUCUUGGAUGUUUUAGCUGGCAGGAAAGAUCCAAAAGGUUUGACAGGAACUAUUUUGUUAGAUGGAGCCCCACUUCCUGAUAACUUUAAAUGCCUCGUGGGAUAUGUUGUACAGGACGAUGUUGUAAUGGGCACUUUAACAAUACGUGAAAACUUUGAAUUCUCGGCUACACUUCGUCUUCCUUCAAAUAUUAAAAAACAUGAACGGAAAGAGAGAAUUGACCAGGUCAUAUAUGAACUUGGAUUAACAGAAGUGGCAGACUCAAAGGUUGGAACUGAAUUUAUACGAGGUGUAUCUGGAGGGGAAAGAAAACGUUGUAACAUAGGCAUGGAGUUGAUUAUCUCCCCUCCUGUCCUGUUCUUAGAUGAGCCAACCACAGGGCUUGAUGCCAGCACUGCCAAUGCAGUCAUGUUGCUGUUAAAAAGAUUGGCAGAUCGAGGACGUAACAUCAUCUUCUCCAUCCACCAGCCUCGUUACUCCAUUUACAGACUUUUUGAUUCUUUAAUGCUGCUAUCUCACGGGGAUGUUGCCUACCAUGGAAAAGCUUGUGAGGCUCUGGACUACUUUGCGUCAGUGGGUUACAUUUGUGAAGAGCACAACAAUCCACCAGACUUUUUCCUGGACGUCAUCAAUGGAGACUCUACUGCUGUGUCCUCAACUCAAGCUGCAGAAGCUAAUGGCACUGUUGGAGACUCCAACCAAACUGAGAAGAAAACUAGUGCCUCUGGUGCAGCUGAAGAUGCUAUAGUUACUGUUGAAGAAUCAAGUCGGUCUCUUCGUGACUUGUUUAGAAAUUCAAAAUGGCACACAUCAGUACAAAAUGAGUUGAAACCUAUAAUAGAUGCACACAAACAAUUCAGCAAUAAUGUUCGCAUAAAAAGGACCAAAAUCGAAUAUAAUACUUCAUUCUUUACCCAGCUACUAACAGUGUCUAAAAGAUGCAUAAAAAAUAUUUCUAGAAAUCCACAUGUUUCCAUUAUGCAGUUUGUGGUCAUUGCCAUCUUUGCAUUGAUUGUUGGUGGUGUGUACUUCCAAAUCAACAAGUCAAAAGAAUCUGGAAUACAAAACAGAGCUGGUGCCUUUUUCUUCAUCAUCAUGAACCAAGUGUUUGGCAACAUGUCUGCAGUGGAACUCUUCAUCAAGGAAAGAGCAAUAUUUAUUCAUGAGAAUGUUGGUGGAUUUUAUCGUGUCUCUGCUUAUUUCCUUGCCAAAGUUUUCUGUGAUGUCAUACCACUCAGGUUGAUUCCAGCUGCCAUUUUCUCCUGUAUUAGUUACUUUAUGCUGGGCCUGAGAAGUGGUGUGGACCAUUUUUUCUUCUUUGCCUUAAAUCUGUUCCUGACAGCCAUGUCUGCAUCAGCCCUUUCCUUUGCUAUCAGUUCAACCGUCAGGAUAUUUGCUUUGGCCAACUUGUGUCUGGCUCUCUGUUAUGUCUUUAUGAUGUUAUUCAGUGGACUCUUGAUCAAUGUUGGUGACCUUGGUGAUUGGAUCAGUUGGAUUAAAUACUUGAGUGUGUUCAGAUAUAGUUUAAAUGCUCUAGAGAUCAAUGAACUGAAAGGUCAAAAGUUCUGCUCCAGUGCCAAUUCCACAGACUGUAUAUAUGGCGAGGUCUACCUCGAACUACAAAAGAUUUCAUAUGAGUCUCCAUGGGACUUGUGGCAAAAUGAGGCGGCACUUGGAAUUAUGAUAGCUGGCUAUUUGAUACUGGCUUAUAUACAGCUGAGAAGAAUUAAAAAGCUUAAAUAGAAGACAAUAAAUGCUGCUGACUGCUUUAUUUAUAGAUUGCAUUAAAGCCAAACAAAACAUUUUUUAACAAUGAUAUUACUAUGGUAACAUAACAAUGUAACAUUAUUAUUCUCUUAAGUGCAACUUUUUAAAAUGAGAAUUUAUUGGUCUAUUUGAUUGAGAUAUUUAUCUGAUAUUUUUAUUGUGAUCCACUUUGAACCUAAUGGGUUCAAGUUGUUUGGGCCAGUGCAACACUCCAUAUUUUUGUUGCAGUAUUUAUUUUUCAAUACAAUUUUUAGAAUCUAAUCAAACAUUCCCAUAAUAUUUUUUAAAAGAACAGGGACAUCGUAUGCUAAACUAAAGUGCAACUGCUCUAGAAAUUUGUUGAGGUACCAAUUAGCUGCAUAAGAAGCUAGGAAACAUAAUUUUUGGUGCUGGAAAAUAGUACAUUUUUGUUAGUGGAUAUCAGCCUGGAAAUUAUGACUUCUUUGAAAAAAAAGAAAAAAGAUACUUUCAAAACUUUGUCACAGCCUUACACUUUUUUUUGCCCUGUGUUAUGGUUGCACCUACACAUACAUUGUGAAGGUGCGUAAUGAAUGGUUGGGUUUUUACUAAGUAUCACAAAAUUUGGAUGUAAAUCUAGUCGAAAAAUAAUGUUUCAAGAGAAAUGUAUUUGAUUCUAAAAUAUUUUUAUGCUCCUCUGUAUCUAUCUGUUAUUCCAUAUCUAGUUUCACAUUUUUACGAGAGAGUUUUAUAACUUUGUGCUUCUGUUCAUGUUGAGACGCAGUUAUUUUCUAACUAUUGAGGAAGUCUAGAAGUUGGUUGCUUUAUUUAGAUUUUUCAAUUCGCCUUAUAGUAUAUCAAUUAUUUCAUUUUGAAAUGUACACAGAAUGUUGAUGAUUGACUCUUGUCUACUGUCUCAAAUAUGGAUUCUCAAGUUUUGUUAUUAUCUGUUGCUCUUAUGUCUACACAUUGUUUCAUUAUUCAUACAGUUGUAGGAUGUGUAGUAUCACUGGGGGGGGGGGAGAGAUAACCUUCCAAUGUGUUCUUAUAAAAACCAACCAUUGCAUUCAUUUCUCAUUACAGUGGAUUCAUCUGGGCACAUUAAUUGUCUUUUGAGACUUAUGUCAUUGAAAACACUUUAUUGGCUGAUAUUGCAUUGCAACAAGCUUGUAAACUUUUCUUUUUAAGUGGCUUUAUCACAGAGGAAAACAAACGAACAAACUGUCAUGCUUUGUGGCUAUUUCAAUAUUAACAGAGAUAACUAGAUGUCUUUUCAAAUUUCUGGAUCUUGUAAUGCAGCGACCUUAAAUUACCCCUCCGACCUCAAGUUAUUCACUUGUGAUGAAUCUUUGUAAGGAAUGGAUACAAAUAUUUCCAAUGAUGCUUCAGAUAAAACCCAAGAGGCUAGUUUACUUUUUUAUGUGAAACAUUUUUUUUUACUGUAUGUCUCAAAAAUUAUUUGUAAAUGAAAUAAUUUUAAAUCUAUAUUAGAUCAAUAUACAACACUAUAUUUAUCUUCAGACCUGGUGUCCAUUUUUUUUUUUAAAGUUAUUAUUUUUUUAGACAGAAUAUCUGAGCACACAAGAAGCUGAUCAUUUUGACUUUAUGUUACAUGACCAGACAUUGGCUAAAGAUAAUUUGAAAGAAGAGAAAAAAACAGAUAAAAAUAUAUACAAUGUCAUCUUUUAAGAUUUUUUUUUUAACAUUCUGGGAGCAUUUAAAAUCUUACAAAUUGUUUGGGCUCAGGAGUGAUGUAAACACAUAAUUGUUUUCAGGCUUGUUGGGUAGUGUCAGAAGUUUUGUAGUCAUGUCUGGUCUGUGUUUAGACUUCACAUCUUGUCCACUGAGUAUGGACUCCAUGUCUUGUCCACUCAGUGACUCCAUGUCAUGUCCACUCAGUUUGGACUCCAUGUCAUGUCCACUCAGUAUGGACUCCAUGUCAUGUCCACUCAGUAUGGACUCCAUGUCAUGUCCACUCAGUGACUCCAUGUCAUGUCCACUCAGUAUGGACUCCAUGUCAUGUCCACUCAGCUUGGACUCCAUGUCAUGUCCACUCAGUUUUGACUCCAUGUCAUGUCCACUCAGUUUUGACUCCAUGUCAUGUCCACUCAGUUUUGACUCCAUGUCAUGUCCACUCAGUAUGGACUCCAUGUCAUGUCCACUCAGUUUUGACUCCAUGUCAUGUCCACUCAGUAUGGACUCCAUGUCAUGUCCACUCAGUAUGGACUCCAUGUCUUGUCGAUUCAGUUUUGAUCUCGUGUCAGGUCCAGUCAGUGUUGACUCCAUGUCAUGUAGACUCUGCUUUUAUUUCAUGUCUUGUCUACUUAGUAUUGACUUCAUGUCCUGUUGAUUCAGUUUUGAACUGGUGUCAAGUCCAGUCAAUAUUGACUCGAUGCUAUGUUUUGAUUUCAGGCAAUGUCCAAUUAGUUUUGAUUUCCUGUUAGUUUUGGUAACGACUGAGCAAUAUGAUCAAAAACACUGAAAGUUUCUUGUUUGUUUUUUUUAAAUUAGUGAGUUAAUAUUUGUUUCGUACUGAUUAUAAAACACAUUUUUAAGUAUUGAAGAUCAGCAUUCAGGAAUAUUUUAUCAUCAUUUGCAAGUUACCAUUUCACACACCCAAUCAGCCUCCUCAUAAAACAUUUUAUUCCAGACUUCUCUCUCAUGUUUAAUUAUUCUCAACUAUUUUUUGUUGAGUUGAAACAUACCCACAUACACAUACCCACACACACACACCUACAGGUGUGUUCUCUAUAUAAGCACUUACAAGACUUGUACUUUCUGUUUGCGCAUAAUUCUGUCAUUGAGUUGUGUAACUAGCAAGUAAUUUGUAAGACUUUUCUAGUCUACCCCUUGUAAACAGAGAAUUAAUGUUGAGAACUAUGUUGUCAGUGUAUACAGGGUAUUAGUAAUGGCAGAAGUACUUAUAUAAAUACACUCAGUAUUAUUUCCUUGUAUUGUACCAAUCUGUUACUGUGUAGAACCCAGGACUGCAGAUGAUUUAUUUCAGCCUGUUGAAGUUUUCUUUGAGGAUUUUGUUACCAGAAUGUUAAUAUAUGCAAAUAUGUUUGGAUGCAAGCUGUAACCCAAUAAAAUGUCUACCAAAGAAAUUGGUGUUCAAUUUAAUG